AUGGCUAGCACGAGUUUCGACAAAAUGCCACGGAAGCUGUGGGAGCAUCCGGACCGCAAGAGCACCGUCAUGUGGCGAUUUAUGCAGCAGGCGAACAAGAAGUUCAAUUUAAACAUGCAGUCCUUCAAAGAGCUCUACAACUGGUCAUGUAAUCACCGCAGCGACUUCUACCAGCACCUUUGGGAAUUCCACCCCAUCAUCCACGAAGGCGCCUAUACUCGAGUAGUCGACGAGUCAAUUCCCCUCACCGAGCUGCCCCGAUGGUUCGAAGGCGUGCGUCUCAACUGGGCCGAAAACGCUCUCUAUACCCGAGACACUUCAUCGCCGUCUACUGAGGCGCGCAACACGCUGAACAAAGAAGAUGCCAAGAUUGCGUUCACAGAGGUGCGAGAAGGAAACACAGAAGUGCGGCACGUAACAUGGCGGGAGCUUCGCAAAGAGGUCGCGGUGCUGGCGACAGCACUGAAGGAGAGAGGCCUGAAGAAGGGCGACCGCGUGGUGAUUGUCGGCGGCCAUUCGCUGAGGACGUACGUGGUGUAUCUGGCGACGACGUGGCUGGGAGGCAUAUUUAGCAGCAGCUCGACGGAUAUGGGCGUUGGCGGGCUGCUGCAGAGGGCGGUGCAGGUGAAUCCAAAGUUUGUCUUCUUUGAUGAUGGUGCCCUGUACAACGGCAAGACCAUUGAUCUGAGAAACAACAUCCAAGGAAUGAUCAACGGCAUGUCUGAAUGCGACCAGCUGCAGUCGUUUGUCAUCAUCCAGCGCUUUGUCAAACCCUACGAUACAAAGGCCAUCUCCAAGACAGAGCGGUUCGAAGACUUCGUCCAGGCCGGUGCCAACAAGCCAUCUCCGCCUCCGGUCCGCGUUGACUUCCAGGAUCCGUCUCUCAUCGUCUACUCCUCCGGCACAACAGGCACGCCCAAGGCUCUCGUCCACGGCGUUGGCCCGCUGCUUCUGUCCAUGAUGAAGGAAAUCCACGUCCACAGGGGCAUUGGGCCCUCGGAUACAGGUCUGCAGUACACCACCACCGGCUGGAUCAUGUACCAGUCUAGUAUCGUGUACACGUUUUUCGGCGGACGUUGUGUUGCUUAUGAUGGAUCUCCAUUGACGCCCGACGCAAAGGUGCUGCUGCGGAUUGCCGAAGAGCAGAAAGCGACGAUGAUGGGGAUAAGUCCGCGGUGGAUGGGCGAGCUCAUGAAGAGCGGCAUCGCACCAAGGGAGGAGUUUGACUUGUCAAACUUGCUGUCGGUGACGACGACGGGCAUGGUGUGUCCAGAUCAGAUGUUUGAGUGGUUUUAUGACACGGCGUUUCCGGCAAAGGUGCAGCUGGCCAACAUCUCGGGCGGGACAGAUAUUGCCGGCUGCUUUAUCCAGGAAAACCCUCUCGAUCCCCUCUACGUCGGCGGCUGCAUGAACGGCAGUCUCGGCGUCCCCAUCGCCACCUACGACCACGAUCUCCCCGAAGGCAGCGCAGGCACUCCCCUCCCUCCAGGCAGUUCCGGCGAUCUCGUCGCCACGGCAGCCUUCCCCAACAUGCCAAUAUAUCUCUGGAACGACGGCCCCGGCCCAGCCCCGGGACCGAAAUAUCGCGCCGCCUACUUUGAGCGCUACGCCGGUGCCUGGGCCCAGGGCGACUUUUGCGUCGUACAUCCAAAGACGGGGGCGGUACUCUUACUGGGCCGAUCUGAUGGCGUGCUGAACCCAAGCGGCGUGCGGUUUGGCAGCGCGGAUAUUUAUGCCGUGCUGGAGAGAUGUUUCCCGCAGGAGAUUGCUGAGAGCUUGUGCGUGGGACAGAGACGGCCGCAGGAUAUGGACGAGAGCGUUGUGCUGUUUCUGCUGAUGAAGGGAGGGCGGAAGCUGGAUAGAAAGUUUGUGUUGAAGGUGAAGGAGACGAUUGCGAAGGAGUUGACCAAGAGGCAUGUGCCCAAAUAUGUGUUUGAGAUUCCAGAGAUUCCGGUCACUGUUAAUGGCAAAAAGGUCGAGUUGCCAGUCAAGAGCAUCAUCUCCGGAAAGACGAUCAAGCCAAGCGGAACGCUGUUGAAUCCACAGUGUCUGGAUCAUUUCUACCAGUACCAGAAGAUUGAAGAGCUCGAAGAGCCGCGGGCAAGACUAUAG
Molecule: messenger RNA, 2112 nt
Organism: Trichoderma gamsii
Lineage: Eukaryota; Fungi; Ascomycota; Sordariomycetes; Hypocreales; Hypocreaceae
Product: acetoacetate-CoA ligase
Exons: 5
Coding region: 1-2112 (703 amino acids)
Biological process (GO): lipid metabolic process
Cellular component (GO): cytosol
Molecular function (GO): acetoacetate-CoA ligase activity
Source: RefSeq, a predicted model, not a curated record